UACUGGCCAUCGAGAAAAACAAGUGACUGCUAAAAGUGGGGGAAGUUUCUGGCAGACUCGCUAUGACCGUGGGAAAAAUGUUGCUAAUUUGGGCAUUCACUUUAGUCUGUGCAGCAUCAUGCUCGGAUCGGUUCUCGCUACCCGAGCUGCCUCCUGGCGAGGCACCCGACCGCAUCCUCAAGUUCAUGGAAGAGACGUACAAGACCGGCCGAGGCAAGUCCGCGUCCGAGGCGGGGGAGCCCCUGCUCCUCACCCCGCUCAUUGAGCAGAACAAGCUCGAGGAGGCUAGAGAAGCAGCGAAGGUUGACUCCGAUUAUAUACUGCCUGAUAUGGACAGCUAUGCUGGGUAUUUGACGGUGAACAAAGAGUGCAACGCGAACCUCUGGUUCUGGUAUUUCCCGGUGACCGACAAGAAGGUGGAGGACACUCCGUGGAUCAUCUGGCUGCAAGGUGGUCCUGGUGUAUCGUCGCUGUAUGGCCUGUUUACUGAAAUCGGGCCGUUUGUCGUCAAUGAAGACGGCAAUUUGGCAGAACUAAAACAUUCUUGGGGCAAGAACCACUCGCUGCUGUUCAUCGACAACCCCGUCGGUACAGGCUUCAGUUUCACUUCCGAUGAUAGAGGAUAUGCCACCAAUCAAACCACGAUCGGCGAGAACUUGUACACAGCACUGCAGCAGUUCCUGACAUUGUUCCCCGAGUUGAGGAAGGCGCCACUGACGAUCGCCGGCGAGUCGUACGCCGGCAAGCACAUCCCGUCCAUCGGCAUUCAGAUCCUGUGGAACAGGGAGAGGGACCAAGACCAGCCGAUUAAUCUACAGGGCCUAGCCAUCGGCAACGGGUUCAUCGACCCCCUGUCGCUGCAGCGCUACAGCUACUUCGUGCGCGAGGUCGGGCUGGUGGACGACAACGUGGCCGACUCCAUGCGACACUUGGAGCUGGCCGUCACGCAGUUCAUCAACAACGGGGAGAUGGUUAAAGCUUAUGCGUAUUACAACUACCUGCUAACCACAUUCCUCCGCGAAUCCCAACUGGACAAUCUGUACAACUUCCUCCAAACCGAGAUCGGGCUCGGCGGUCCGCACAUAGAAUACCUGGAGCGCAACGAAGUGCGCCGCGCUCUGCACGUGGGCAGCACCAACUUCACGUCGGUCGGCGUGGUGUACAGGAAGCUGGUGCCGGACUUCAUGAACAGCGCUAGGAAGUGGCUUGAGGAGCUGCUGGAGAACUACAGAGUCAUGCUUUAUAAUGGACAUCUCGACAUCAUAGUGGCGUACCAUCCGUCCGUGAAUACUUACAACUCUCUCAACUUUUCCGGUGCGAAAACCUACAAAACAGCAAAACGCAACCCUUGGUACCACGACGACCUACUCGCCGGGUACGUAAAAACCGCCGGAAACCUGACGGAAGUGAUGGUUCUAGGCGCAGGACACAUGGUGCCCGCUGACAAGCCGGCGCCAGCGCUCGGUCUUAUCUCGGCCUUCGCCCGCUGCCUGUCUUUGGACGAUGACACGGGGAACCUCGUCAACAUAGAUAGAAAAUCUUUGCGGACCCGCCAACUCCCAGCGCAAUAAUCAUAUCGAGUCAUAUCUUUUGUAAAAGUGUUAAUAAAUCAAUUAUAAACAAGAGGUGAAAGUUUUGUCUU
Cydia amplana is the source of this 1642-nucleotide messenger RNA. Its product is annotated as venom serine carboxypeptidase-like. Bases 63 to 1571 code for a protein of 502 amino acids. The transcript is spliced from 9 exons. The record is from RefSeq and is a predicted model, not a curated record. NCBI's taxonomy places the organism in Eukaryota, Metazoa, Arthropoda, Insecta, Lepidoptera, Tortricidae. Gene Ontology annotation, biological process: proteolysis. Gene Ontology annotation, molecular function: serine-type carboxypeptidase activity.